Molecule: messenger RNA, 2120 nt
Organism: Prunus avium (sweet cherry)
Lineage: Eukaryota; Viridiplantae; Streptophyta; Magnoliopsida; Rosales; Rosaceae
Product: type 2 DNA topoisomerase 6 subunit B-like
Biological process (GO): reciprocal meiotic recombination; meiotic DNA double-strand break formation
Cellular component (GO): condensed chromosome
Molecular function (GO): protein-macromolecule adaptor activity
Source: RefSeq, a predicted model, not a curated record
GUUUCAUUUUCGAUUUCUCUCCCAAAAUCCAAAAACACAAAUAUGAUUAUUGCUUCAGUUCGAGACCUCUGCCUGCAAUUGAUUUCUUCUGCAUUUCAACGAUGCCAUGCGUCGGAGGACCUUUGCAGGCUCUCCGUCAUUCUCAAGCGCUCUCCACAGUCCGAUCCCCACUCUGUUCUAAUUUCAGUUUCCGAUACGGGUGUGGGAAGCUGCUUGGAGGAGUUUGGAGGUGUAAAGCUUCGUAAGGAGGCUUUUGGCGCGCAGAUUUGGGAUGGAUUGCUUUUUGUUACAGCCACCAGUAUUGAUUAUGAUGAAAUAUAUCACUACCAGUUCAAUCUAAAAGAAAAUGUGUCUGCCAGGAGGUUGACGAGGCUACCUUCAAAUCCUAAGAAUGGACUCAAAUUCAGUGGGACAGAAGUAUGUCUAUCAAUUAUCGAAAGCAUUGAUGUUUUGGUGGCAGAGUUUAGUCGCUUCUUUCAAAAGAUCCUCAUUCUAAAGAUCCCUAAUGUUGCAAUUGAAUUGGUGGUUGAACAUGGGGAUGAUCCUGGAUCCAGAUACGUAAAUGUUUUUCUAGCGAAUGAAUGGAAUCCUUUGCCUAUUUCAGCCUCAAAUCUUGAACGUUUAAAGUCGGGGCUUGAAGAUUAUGUUUUUAAACAUGGGAAUACAUUAAGCACAAAAUGUGAGUUGUGCUUCUCAAGUUGGGAGCAUCUCAAGGUUGGUAGUGGAGUAGCAUGUUGCACAGAAAGCCACAAGUAUUCUGGAUCAGUAAUGGAAGCAGUGAUUGUAAUAAGUGAAAUAUCAGAGGUAGCCAGUACUUGCCUGAGGACACAUGGUUUGAAAACAGAGGUUUUGUAUUUUAAAGAUUUCUCACCUUGCCCAAUCCCUCAAUCCUCUUUGAAGGCAUUAACUAGCAUUGACUGGAAAAGUUAUGGCUUGAGCUUUGGGAGUGUUGUGGUUCAGGGUGGCUUUGCAUUAGUGGAAUGGGAGAACUUGCCCCCGUAUGUUCAAAUUGAUAUUGUCCUGCACCACUACCAUGAACAGAUUACAAUACCAUCAGGAAGGCUAAAGACACGACGUGAUCAGAAUCUUAUUAAAAAAGCAAUUAGACUGGCAUUGGAUGAUUUGAAGGACAAUUUUGCUGGAGUUCUUCUGAGUGCCCAAGCCCUGAAGAUUGGCAGUUAUGCCCCCGAUCUUGCAAAAACAAUUUCUAGCUUAAUCUUGUCUUCCAACGACUCGGAAUUCCGAAAAGAAUGCUUUUCUUUUCUUGGCUUGCCAUCUCAAGGAAUUGGAGGGGAAGUUGUUGAAGAUUGUAUAAAGGAAAGGCUCAUUACAGUUGUAGAAAUGAAUGAUAGAGAUCCCCAGAGAAGCAAAGAAAUCCCAACUUUUCUUUUUGAAGAUGAUCACAUGCAAGACUCGGGAUCUCAAGAUGAGGAAUUUGAAGUAGAGGGUGCUUUUAGCUCUAUGGAUAUAUGUUAAAACGCAACACGGUAUGAUUUACCAGUUGAGGUGAUUUGUUCAUAUGAUUAUGCUAAAUCAUGUGCCAUUGUCGUUUUACACAAAUGACCAUAAGUAACAAUCGUUUAAUGCAUUGAUCACACGAUUUGGUCGCGUGAUUAAUUGUCCUUAAGGCCAUCUUAAUUUCAUCAGUUGUGGUGUUGUUUUUUUGUGACCUGUCACCUGUGGCUGUACUUGAUUUUGAAGUCUCUGCAAGGCUAGGCUAUGGGCCGUUUUUGACGUAAACAUGAGGAUGAUGUGAGAGCUUGCACUACAGUGAUUCUUCUGUGCGGCUGUCAUAUAUGGCAUCACACUCACGAGGAUGGGACCAAAAUACACGGUCCAGUCUUCGUGAGAGUGAUCGCACAACUAUGGAGUCUGAAAAACCAUUUAGAAAAUCUACAGCUGAGCAAAAAUCCAAUGUAUGUCGAUUUAUCUGAUGGCCUUGGCACCUCGGUCCAGACCCGUCAUAAGACUGCCACGUGUGUGGGAGGAGGGUUUUCAGCCAUACAGAAUGGUUGGAAGCCACUGCCAAUUGGAUGAAUUGGGCUGGGAUUAUUAAUCGAGUCCGAGUUUCAGUCUGAGUUUUGAACCGUGUUGAAUUUCAGUUUUAUGUCAAAUGGCGU